AUGUUGGAGAGGUGUGAGUGCUUUGGCUCAUGCGAUUAUGACAAAUUGUAUGAGGAUUUUCCAGUGGAAAAAAAGCCUUUUUCUCUUCCUUCACCCCUUCCACAGUGGCCACCAGGUCAAGGUUUUGCCACAGGGAAGAUGUGCCUAGGAGAAAUAGAAGUCGUUAAAAUCACUAAGUUCUCUGAAAUAUGGAGUUAUGUCAAGCUGUGGGGAAAGGAGAAAGGUGUUUCUUUUUACAAACCUGUGGAAAUUCCAGAUGGAUAUUUCUGCCUCGGUCACUAUUGUCAACAGAAUGAUGUGCUGUUGAGAGGUUACGUCCUCGUGGCCAAAGCCAUAUCUACCACCAAGCAUUGUGGUGAUCAAAUUCGAGGUUCAACUUCAGACUCUCCUCCCCUUACAAAGCCUCUUAAUUACAGCUUAGUAUGGAGUGCUGAUUCUCGAAAUGAUGGACAAGGUUUUAUUUGGCUCCCAAAUGCACCAGUCGGUUACAAAUCUAUGGGUUUUGUAGUUACCAUUGAGUCUGAUGAGCCAGAUCUUGAAGAAGUAAGAUGUGUUCGGGUCGAUCUCACUGAAAGUUGUGAAGCUGGUGAUGUGAUAUUUGACAAAAAUACAUUCUUAUCGAAGGAUGAUUUCCAAAUUUGGAAUACAAGACCGAGCGAAAGGGGAAUGUUCUCUAAAGGUGUUCCUGUUGGGACAUUCUUCUGCAGUAGAAACCAGAGUUCUGAAGAUGAACUGAACAUUGCUUGUUUGAAGAACCUUGACGCAUCCUUCCAUGCAAUGCCGAAUCUUGAUCAAGUCCAUGCACUCUUUAAGCACUAUGGACCUUCCAUUUUUCAUUAG
Molecule: messenger RNA, 840 nt
Organism: Fraxinus pennsylvanica
Lineage: Eukaryota; Viridiplantae; Streptophyta; Magnoliopsida; Lamiales; Oleaceae
Source: the annotation of a GenBank genome assembly